AUGAAUUUUCAAACUUACACUUUUGAUGACGCGAAUAAUCUCUUGUCCUCGUUGUCCAAUAACGGCGUCGAUAUUGAUUUUUUUAACGACGAUGAUUCAAAAGGAGCGAGCUCAUUGUCACCUGGGUCCCAGCUAAGUCCUUAUUCCAAUAUAGACGAACCAUGGUCGGCAUUCACAGGGGAAAUGGAUUUCCAAAAUACCAGCGGAGCUACCGACCAAAAAUUUAUGGAUGAGAACAUGGUUGCUAAAAAUGAAAUGGGAGAUUUCGGGAUUUCUCUUAACGAAACAACCAAUGACAACUUAAACUCCUCGCCGAAUAAUAUGGAUAUGGUGAAAAUGGACCCAUCGUCGACUGAUAUUGCAGGAUUAGACAAUAAUACUGUUUUUGAUGGUAUGCAAACCAGUCCCCAGAUCAGAUCUCAUGCGAAUUCCCUCAAUGGGUCAAGCAGUAUUUCACCAGCCUCGGAAAUUGUGUCUAGUCCAGAACAAGAGCAUAAACAAGAAAUCAAAAUGGAAGAUUUUGCAGGUUUUGCAACCAUGAAAAAGGAGAGCAAGAAACCAUCACCUGCAGGCAAAAUUACAAAACCAAAGAAGGGAAGAGCUUCACAUAAUAUGGUUGAAAAGAAAUAUAGAACUAAUAUCAAUACCAAGAUUUUGGCAUUGAGAGAUGCUGUGCCAUCAUUAAGAGUCACCGCUCUUGGUGGUACGGACUCGAGUUCGAUUGACUUGGAUGGGCUAACUCCAGCAUCCAAAUUGAACAAAGCAUCGGUUCUAACAAAAGCUACCGAAUACAUACAACAUUUAGAAAAGAAGAACAAAAAGCUAGUGAAAGAAAAUGAAGAGCUCAGAAACAUUCUUAGUCAAGUGGGAGGCAGAAAUGUGAACGAUAGUGGCGUAACUAAUGACAAUAACAAUAACAACAAUAAUGAUUAUAAAGUACAGUACCCAGGGAACCAAUCACCUAAUGGACAAAACUUACAAGCUCAAUACAGUCCGCAAUUUUAUAACCAAAUGCAACAUGCUCCUCAAGUCCAUCACCAAAGUCAACCACCAAUGCACCAGCCGCUGCAGCCUCUUCCACCGCAACAACAAAUGCCACUACCACUUUCACAACCACAAGAACAACAACCACAAAGAAUCCAACAUCAACUACAACAACAACCUCUUCCACCACAUAUUAAUUACGGCAUGAGUAUGCCAAUGAGAAUGGCUGCUGGUGGGAUGGCAGCUUUGGUGGGAACCAACAUUUUUGCUGGUAAUGGAAUGGAAGAUUUCAGAGGUCUUGGCGCAAUUCCAUUUUUGAACACCACCCAAUUUUUAAAAUUCUUUCAAGUGGUGAAGAUUGGGUUGGUUUUAUAUUCAUUGUUUAUCAUUUUGAUCGAUCCAUAUCUCAGGUUUGAUAACAAAGACAAGAAGAAACAAUCACUUGCUGAUGAUGAGCAUACGCUAACUAGAGCGCAAUCUGUUAGUUUGCUUGGGGCCAACUCAUUCGAUACACACGUUCCGCGAUCACCUUCAACUUGGGGGUCAUUGCUUUUUACGAUUUUGAAGAUCCGUUUACUAAAAUUGCAACCGUUGAUUAAUGAUCUGGAUGAAAUUGCUACCGUUAUUCAAAAAGUUAACCAAGAGUACUUUAGUUUCGAUGAGCUGAAAUCAAAAUAUGAUUUGCUCCACAUCUACUUGCAGUUGUUGAAAUAUAAUGAGGAAAAAGAUAUUCAAUUGAACAUUUUACAACUUUUGUUGAGCAAAGUGUUGAUGAAUGUCAGCCCAAAGUUUAAAUUCGUCAAAUUGUUAACCAAAGAAAAAGCGGUGAUUUCCAGAAUUCAAAAUUUAUCUGAAAAAUCGCCGCAAUUUAAAGCGCUUGUGGAAGAUCUAGAAGAUACCAUAAAGUCUCAUGACUUAGUCCAAAGAUUAACAAAUACAUUCUUCAUCGCUAAUCGCUCCAUCAAUUACAAUGUCAACGUUGGUAUAAACGAGCAAAGUUUUGUUGACAUCCUUCACGAUGUGGUGGUAAACAGUAAUAUCAUUUCAUUUGCCAGAAAUCUCAGAGCUAAUGAAUUAUUGAGACGCAAGAUUGUCGUUUAUAUAACUUACUUGAUGAGCCAGAAAGAUGGAAAUAAUGACAAUGUCAAAAAGCCAUCGUUAACAAGACUCGAAUUUUUGGAAGAACUAUCCAUGGAAUUUUCGAUUGUCAAUCUCAGAGCCAAGUUAUUCCACUCUUUGCUAGUGCCUGCAAAAACUCUUGAGACGAUGGAGAUUGUUCAAAAAUUGGUUGAUGAUAUUAAUGAAAGUGAUCAAUUGAAUGGUGUUACAACCAGCGAAAUCACGGAAGACCUUGAAGAAUCGGAAGCCAGUGAUGCUGUUCUGGAAGUAGAUAUUAAAUCUAUCGGAGAAGAUAAAGAAGAAGAAGAGAUAGAAGAACUCAGUGAUGUUGAAGAAGAAUGGGAACAGCAACAAGAAAAUAAUGAUUUCUCAGAUAAGGAGGACAGUGACAGCGAUACUGAUUACCAAUCGGAUGAGGAAGAAAUAAUGGAGAAGGUUUCUGUCACUUCCGAAAGUGAAUACGAUGAGGAUGAAUUUGACGAUGAAGUCUCCAACAAGAUCAACUUGAGUUCGCUUUUAUCUAUUCAUAAUGAACGCUCUAAUGAAGCGCUUAAUGGUGAGGUAUUUGUUGCUUUAGCUAGUUCCUUGAUUUUGAAUUACUUGGCACUUGAAGAAUUCAAACAAGCUGAAGGUUUACUAAAACAUCUUUUGAACUAUCGAAACAAUUACGUUCUUGGUUCUAAAAAGCAAAUCACCUUAUUGUCAUUUCUUUCCAUCUUGUGCGUUUUGCUCAAGUUUGAUGAAAUCAAGCUUGAAGGAAAGCAUGAGUUGAGUAACAAGCAUUCUCUGUACAUCGAGAAUUUGAUUGGGAAUUUGAGAUACUGGGUUGGUACCGAAAGCGAACUAACCAAGAACAUUAAUGAUUUAGAUCCUGGCUUGAAGACCGAGAUUUGUGAUGAAUUGGUAGAUUUGGGGGUGGUCUUUAGCGGGGUUGAAGUUGAUAAAUGA
Messenger RNA from Saccharomycopsis crataegensis, 3051 nucleotides. RefSeq names its product Hms1 protein. Lineage: Eukaryota; Fungi; Ascomycota; Saccharomycetes; Ascoideales; Saccharomycopsidaceae. The record is from RefSeq and is a predicted model, not a curated record. Gene Ontology annotation, molecular function: protein dimerization activity. The transcript has a single exon. Bases 1 to 3051 code for a protein of 1016 amino acids.